This is a messenger RNA of Hemisphaericaspora subhashii, 264 nucleotides long. RefSeq lists its product as uncharacterized. The transcript has a single exon. Gene Ontology annotation, cellular component: mitochondrial inner membrane; MICOS complex; mitochondrion. Bases 1 to 264 code for a protein of 87 amino acids. The record is from RefSeq and is a predicted model, not a curated record. NCBI's taxonomy places the organism in Eukaryota, Fungi, Ascomycota, Pichiomycetes, Serinales, Debaryomycetaceae.
AUGUCUGAACAACAACAACAACAACAACAACAAAUCACCACUCCUUCUCAAAACUUAUUAAACGAAAAAUGGGAUGUCGUGUUGUCCAAUGCCUUAAUUAAGACCGGUUUAGGAUUUGGUGGAGGUGUCUUGGCGUCUAUUUUAAUAUUCAAGAGAAGAUCAUUCCCAGUAUGGUUAGGUGUUGGAUUCGGUUUAGGUAGAGGAUAUGCUGAAGGAGAUGCUAUUUUCAGAUCUACUCAUGGAUUAAGAACUGUUAAGUCAUAG